AUGGCUGAUGACAUCCCCCUUCUUUUUCAUGGAAUCGCUUCGACAACCACGGCUCAAGAGCUAUAUGAAAAACAAUAUGAGCAAGCACAACCUGUCUCAGAAGAACCAGGAGCUGGCACUCCUCUAGAGCGACCUUCUUUUCGUCCGAUAAACAAGCGCCUCUGUCAAGUCAACAAGUAUGAAUUUGGAAACCCACAGCGUCACAGGAGAGCCAGAGCAAAGCUCCGAAUGAUAAAGCAUGGACUUCUCAAGCACUUCGAGACACCUAAGCUAGAUGCCGUCGACCAUCAAUUUGAGCCUCAAGAGCGCCCUCAGCUUCGCAAACCGAUGUUUGCCAAAGUAUAG
Fusarium graminearum PH-1 is the source of this 345-nucleotide messenger RNA. RefSeq lists its product as uncharacterized. Lineage: Eukaryota; Fungi; Ascomycota; Sordariomycetes; Hypocreales; Nectriaceae. The transcript is spliced from 2 exons. The coding region runs from base 1 to 345 and encodes 114 amino acids. The record is from RefSeq and is a predicted model, not a curated record.